CGUUCGGCCUAUUCAGCUUCUAAACAUGCUCUACAAGCUUUUUCGGACUCGUUGAGGUCUGAGGUAGUUGAUAAGGGGGUACAGGUGACAUGCAUUAGUCCAGGAUAUAUACGAACACAAUUGUCUGUGAAUGCGCUAACAGGCAGUGGAAAAACUUAUGGAAAAAUGGAUAAAACUACUGCAUCUGGUAUGCUGCCAGAAAAGGUAGCUGAUCGUAUUUUGAAUGCUAUUGUUGGUAAGGAAAAAGAUGUAAUGAUUUCCGACUCGCAAGCAAAAUUAGCAUAUUACGCUCGUUAUUUAUUUCCUUCGCUAUAUUUUUGGAUAAUUGGUAACCGAGCAAGGAAACUGGAAAAGGCUGAAGCUGCAGAGCAGAAGAAAGGAAAGUGAAUUCGAACGUGAAAACAAUGCAAACCACGUUUAUGGGGAAUUUGUUUUGCAGAAUCUUACAACGUGAAGAGUUAAUAAUUUCUAUCAUCAACUUCACAAUAAAACACCGAUUUUAUUCAUUAUUUUCCUGCUCAAAAAUAACGAACAAUACCUGUUGCGUGGUAAAUGUGUAUUUCUUUGAAGCAUGGUAAUAAAUUGAAAAUAAAAAAAGCUAUUUAA
Messenger RNA from Rhagoletis zephyria (snowberry fruit fly), 606 nucleotides. Its product is annotated as dehydrogenase/reductase SDR family protein 7-like. Gene Ontology annotation, cellular component: membrane. Lineage: Eukaryota; Metazoa; Arthropoda; Insecta; Diptera; Tephritidae. The record is from RefSeq and is a predicted model, not a curated record.